AUGAGAAAACAAUUCAAAAUAGUUAAGAAUUUCAGUUAUCAACGUAAAGAAAAUCUCAUUUCCCCAAGGAAAUCAAAUGAAGAGCCGAUAUAUAGUGAACCUUUAAAUGAUAAUGGUUAGAAUAAUAAAGGCAAUGAAGUAAUACAUAAUCCGCCUAUACCUACUCCUCCUACAGUUGUUACUCAUAAAGUAGUUGUCGUUAAUGGUUCGAAAUAUGGAAAAUAGGUAGAUCAUUAUAUUAAUCCGGCUGCCAUUCCUAAAAAAAAACCUAAGGUAUUUUGGCUAUUCUUAUGCUUGUUUAUUCUAAAUUUUGGAUUAGGGAUUGCUAUUUUUGCAACUUAAGGCGAUCAAACAGCAAUCAUAGUCUUUGAAGUGGUUAUGUAAUAAUUAUCGUAUAUCUAAGGAUGCUAUUAAAUUUUAUUUCAGGGGCCUAUUAUUACACUAAAUAAAUAGAAAUCUUGUUGGAUAGACCAAAAUGCUUCUUCAUUUUUUUUGGUACAAUGCUAGCAGAAUUUUUGUGUUUAUUUAUCUAACUUAUUAUUUCCUGGAUAACAUAAGUUGGUUUUGCGAUAUAAAUAACAAAUAUAAUCUCGUUGACUAUUUUCUUAUUAUAUUUUUACAAUUAGAGAAAAAAGUAUUUUGAAAGAUGA
Messenger RNA from Paramecium octaurelia, 650 nucleotides. Lineage: Eukaryota; Ciliophora; Oligohymenophorea; Peniculida; Parameciidae. The record is from the annotation of a GenBank genome assembly.